GGCGCCGGCACCGACCCGGCCCCCUGUCUCAUCGCCGGCUACCUCUUGUUGCCUUUGCCCGACCGGGAGAACGUGUCCCGGGCGCUCGACAUCAACACCGGCCGGGAGCUGCGCUGCAAGGUCUUCCCUCUCAGACACUACCAGGACAAAAUCCGGCCUUACAUCCAGCUUCCGUCCCACAGAAACAUCACUGGGAUUGUAGAAGUGAUUCUGGGAGAGACCAAGGCCUACGUCUUCUUUGACAAGGACUUUGGCGAUAUGCAUUCCUACGUGAGGAGCUGCAAGCGUCUGCCGGAACAGGAGGCGGCCCGGCUCUUCAAGCAGAUCGUUUCAGCCGUUGCUCAUUGCCACCAGUCGGCUAUCGUACUGGGGGAUCUUAAACUCAGGAAGUUUGUGUUUUCUAAUGAAGAAAGGACACAGCUGAGGCUAGAAAGCUUGGAAGAUACUCAUAUCAUCAAAGGAGAGGAUGAUGCAUUGUCGGACAAGCAUGGCUGCCCAGCUUACGUCAGCCCAGAAAUCCUAAACACCACAGGGACUUAUUCUGGAAAGUCAGCAGACGUUUGGAGCUUAGGCGUCAUGCUGUACACUCUCCUUGUCGGGCGCUACCCUUUCCAUGACUCAAACCCUACGGCCCUCUUUUCUAAAAUCCGACGCGGACAGUUCUGUAUCCCCGACCAUGUCUCUCCCAAAGCCCGGUGCCUCAUCCGUAGCCUGCUCCGACGAGAACCCUCCGAAAGACUAGCUGCUCCAGAAAUUUUGCUCCAUCCCUGGUUUGAUGCGGUUUUGGAAUGUGGAUACCCCGACCAAGACACAAGAGCUUUUGAUCAGGUGGUUCCAGAGAAGUUGGGAGAGGAUGACGACAUCAGCUCCUUCUUUUGCUAGCUCUGAUACUUUUUGGCCUUGGGACAAGAGAUUACACACUUGCACACAUUCUUUAAGUUUUUCUGUUUGGUAUUCAUUUUCUGUGUUGUGAAUGCAUAGCGUUCCAGAAUCCUGCAGUGCUUACGACAGGGACAGUGAUCAUAAGCACGGUUAAUUCAUGAGUAGAUUCCCAUCUGUCUCUCCCAUCUCCAAGGAGAAUUGCCAAACCCUCACUCCCACCUCCACAUUGCAGUUUGUAGGCUGCUUAAAUCCAAGGAAUUUCCCCUUAAACUUCAGGGGAGCGCUCUAGGACAGCUAUCUGGAGCUAAUGGCUCUGGCUGUUUCUCUUUAAAUCUGCAACACCUGAACUGUAAUUUUAAAAAAAAAGGGGGGGGGAGAGAAGGUGCCUACUUGAGGACUCCAGUAGAUCAGAAAAACUGAUCUGGAAUAAGCAAUCUGAGGACUACAACCUAAAUGGAUUUCCUUUUCUUCAGCAAAACAACUUGGAGUUUCUUGGCUCUGUGUUGUGUACAUUAUGAUCCGCGUGGUCUUGUUGUGCUCUCCAGUUUAUGCUGUUAGAGCCAGCUUCAAAGGAGCCAGCUGGAUUCUCCUGUCUCUGUCAUACACCAUAAAAGUGACAGGACCCUGGGCUGGCCUUUGGUUACCGAAUCUGCUUGUGAGUGAUGUAAGAAGGGGGAGAAUGACAGGCAGAGCUCUACCAAUGGUAGGUGGGGCAUGCGACAUUUGCAGCGUAGAAAUUAACAGGACAGACCCAGUGCUCAAUAGCUUAAUCUUCUCUGUCUCUUCUGGUCCCACAGCUCAAGUCAAGCAUUUUCAGGCACAGGUUUCCAAGAAAAAGAUGGUGUCUUUUUCUUGCGUCUUAAGUGAGAUACAAGAGGAGGAGGCACUGUGUGCGCAUGGAAAGUUGGAGAGCCAGUCCCUGCUAUUCCUGGUGCAAAUUAUCCUGGGUAGCACAUCGCUCCCCCUGGAGACCUGCUGGGCAAGGUGGACCAAUCAUCUUAAUUCAUAUUGCAGGAGCAUGGUCUGUUCGGUGCUAGAAGCAAAUCUCUCUAGGUGCAGGUUUACAGCUCCUGUCUUGCUUUGGUGCAGAACGUUGCCUAAACCUUUGAGCAUUACCUUUUGAUCAGAGCUUGGAAAAGUUUAAGUUGUUUGGAUGAUAGCUGCCAGGAUUCCCUCGGUGAGGGUGGCCGUCCACCUUGCUGACUGGGGUAUUCUAGGAAUCGCUGUUCAAAUUUUCCCCCAAGCUCUGUUUUCAAAGUAUGACUUUUAGAUAUAGCUCCUCUCUGGCAAGUGAUCCAACCACCUUGUUUCCUGGACAUGCCCAGCUCUCUUGCAUCCAUGGAGUGGUGUGCUAUUUCUUGGACAUUCACAUAGUGUAUCUGAAUACCAAAACACAUCAGCCCCGGGGUGUGGCUGCUUAACGGGAGAGGCAAAGAUAAGCCCUAUCUUGUUACAUACAUUGAAAUGGGGUUGGCUUUCUUUGUAUGGGUUUUGCGCUUUUAAGUCCUUGACAUCACUCUUUUGAAAAGCCUCAGAAAGGGUAGUGUAUUUUUUGUUUGUUUGGGGAAAACAGGAUUCAGCAGCAUGCCCGCUGCCCUAUUUAGGUUUAAGCCAAAAGAAUGUUGCCAGCGUUUUCCUUUUUCUGCAUCAACAGCUAGCCCGUUUGAUAAAUCGCAAAACAAUGCCCACAUGUUCCUCUUGGCUGUUCCAGUGUCAUCUGCUGCUGGACAUUUUCUCCCCACCCACCCCCCUUUUAUAUUUUCCUACAUCUAUCUGGGCUGGGUUGAACUCUCUUGUUUCAAAUUUACACCGGGUACUUUGUACAUCUGAAUUAAGCAUAAGCUUUCUGGAUGUGCUAAUGAACUUCUUUCUCGUGGAUAGGACUGCUCCAGAUUGCAGGGGUUGUGGGGAGAAAGGAAAGAAAUUACUUUCUUGAAUAAUGGCUCCUAUGAUAUCUCAUGGCCAGGAGAUUUUGGAACUGCUAUAAGGCAAAGUCUCCCAACGCUGUUCAUUAAAUAAGCACUUGCCUCUGUUGAGUUUAGAAUUCAUCUAGGCUACCGGAACGAAGCACUUGGUAAUUGGAAGAUAGUGGCUAUUCCUCCUCUCACACACCCCUUUCUGAUCAUACGUUUAUGUGCCACAGAUCAACGUAGGUGUAUGAUAGGCUGGCAACAGGUCUUGCUGGCAAGUAUUUUGUGGGCUUGCUCACAAAGCUGAAUUUGGGUGUCAAAGAAAGCCCCAGUUUAUUGUAUUCUCGAAGGCUUUCACAGCCGGGAUCUGAUGGUUGUUGUGGGUUUUUUGGGCUCUGAAAAACCCACAACAACCAUCAAAGCCCCAGUUCUUCUAAAAAGCACUUGUAUACCAUUUGAAAAAGUACUUUGGUCAGGAAGGUGGGCGUGCCCCAUCGCCCUCAGAUAGCAGGGUCUUGCUGUUGCAAAGAACGUUGGGAAGGGUAUUUCUGCUAAGCUGUCGGAUAUGCUAAGGAACCUUCUGGAACCUCAUGGCCCAGAACUCCUUGUAGGAGAAAGCUCAUUCAAUGCAAUUCAUUUAUACCUGUUUCAACCUGGUCUUAAAUUUCGGACCAUUUUAAGGCUUAUCUCUAUCAAAAGGGUGGCGCUGCUGUACUCUUGAGAGUGCUUCAUAUGCCUCACAUGCUGCGCAACGUCCCUUGUGAUGUCUUGCCAUUUGAGGUUAUUUUAUUUUUUUAAAAUGGCCGCCGUGUGUGUCUCUCUCAUAAUAACCCAAUGCGUCAAAGAGUCGUUUAAUGUGAAUUAUGGCUGGCAAUACUAACUUGAUACAAUCACGAAUUAGAGGUGAAACUUUAUUUUUUUUGACCUUGAUUGCACAAAAGCUCUCAUGAUUGCUUUAAUAUAUUUGUAUCUGUGAUACAGUAUUUUUUUUUUAAAGACCUGCCUAUGAAUCUGUAUAUAUUGGUAGGUGGAAAACUGAUAACACUAUGUUGGACAUUUGUUAAUAUGUACAUAUUUGACAGUGGACAUGAUGAAGGUGUAAAAUUCCUGUACAAAAGGUUUAAUAAAUCUGGUUUCAUAACAAAGGA
Molecule: messenger RNA, 3940 nt
Organism: Pogona vitticeps (central bearded dragon)
Lineage: Eukaryota; Metazoa; Chordata; Lepidosauria; Squamata; Agamidae
Source: RefSeq, a predicted model, not a curated record